Symbiodinium sp. CCMP2456 is the source of this 1383-nucleotide messenger RNA. NCBI's taxonomy places the organism in Eukaryota, Dinophyceae, Suessiales, Symbiodiniaceae. The record is from the annotation of a GenBank genome assembly.
AUGACCGGAGGGCCACUAUGGGAGGUCAUCGGUGGAUCCGGCGGCGGCGGGAUCCUAGUGCGUGAAGGUGAGAAGCUCUCCUCUGCAGAGCUGCCCUUACGACUGGCCAACGGCUCCGUCAUCAGGCAGAAGGAGCUUAAAGGUGAGCGACUUCAUUUCGAGCUUGUGGGUGGCACUGGGCCCGAUGCUGGCUGGGUCAGUCUGAAGGUGAAGGGCCGCGAGCUGCUUCGAGCAGUUCCAACGGAAGGCCUGCCCUGGUGGUUGAAUCCGAGCCGCGUGAAGGGCACCAUCCUCUUCCUCUCCAUCCCCUGGAAGGGACACAUCGUCCACUUGCGACGCAUAGGACUCUGGUUCGUUGGACGUCCUGGUUUCAACGUGCAUUUCGCGUGUUUUCCGGAAGACGAGGCCGAGCUGAAGAAGCUGGGCUUCACCGUUCAUGUUACCGAGGGAGACGAGCGAGUCACCUCAGAGUUUUUCCAACUCAUGGAGGACGGGUUUCGGGAAGUUGCCAGAAGCCCUGGCGACACCGAGCAGGAAGAAGGUGGAUCCUCCAUGUUCAGCUUUGCCCUCAGGGGCAUGGCGCAGUUUGUAGACAAAGCCCAGGACCCACUGGCAUCAUAUUUCUCCUUUUGUUUGCGUACGCUCUGUGCAGUCAAGCCUGAUGUAGUGGUUUGUGACAAUUUCUGCUCGACAACGGCCUUAAUUCCUGCCUGGUGCCAUGCGGAGGGUGCUAGCUUCAUUCCGGUGCAAUCACCUGGAAUCCCCGAGGACCACUCGCACUUCAAAGAGGGCAAGGGAAAGUCGAGUGAUCCCUCGAAGGAGCUGCCUCCCGAAGUGAUGGCCAAGGCGACUGGCUUACCAGUGGAGGUGAUCAAGGCCUUGAAUGAAGGAAAGGAUCCCAGCCAACUCCCGCAGGCCAACUCGCAGAACAUGACCCUCUUCGGACUCACUGCAACGAUUCAAGCUAUUCCACCAGAGUUCAUCGGCAUGAUGACUGGUCCUUUGGCGAAGAAGCUCAAGCUGCCCAUCAAGGUGGCAAACUCGAUGCUCAAGAACCUUCCAAAUGCCACCUACUUGGCCGAGCUCUACCCAAGCACUAGGAGUGUGGUGGGGCAGCAAGAGAACAGGGAACGCAGCCUCUUCACGAGCCCGCUGCUGCCACUUCCUGUGCCACUGGAGAACGGCGAGCUGCAGCGGGAUCGCGAGACGUUCAAGGCUACAUUGUCUACAGUGGACGAGGACCUCCUGCAAUGGCUGUUCAGCGAGGAGGAGAAGGGGCCAGUGGUGUAUGUUGCCUUUGGCAGCAUUGUCAGGCCCAACCAGGACCUGCUCAGAAAGCUGGCUGAAGCCUUGGAUGGUGGCGGCGAGUGGCGUGUACUUUGG